This is a messenger RNA of Cherax quadricarinatus, 9044 nucleotides long. Lineage: Eukaryota; Metazoa; Arthropoda; Malacostraca; Decapoda; Parastacidae. The record is from RefSeq and is a predicted model, not a curated record.
GGUAGUGAGGCGGGUGUUUCCUGGUGUCUUCUUGUGAUGAUACACUUUCAACACUUCCACACACACAAGCUCGCUCUACCCGUAACGUUUGGCAGAUGCCCAGGUACUUGUUUGAUGCUAGGGGAACAGUGGCAACAGGUGUAAGGGAACAUGCCCACCUCCAUCCCCCCCCGGGAUCGAAUCCAGUUCCUUCCAUUGUAAAGCAGAGGAACCAGCACUAAACCAUUGAUCAUGUCUAUUAAUGGUUCCAGGGAUCAUCGCCCAGGAACCUUGUCUCAGACCAGGCCUCAUAAACUGGAUAAGGGAUAUUACAAGACUAAGAAAUAUUUAGAAACUAAUUUAUGGAUAGGUACAGUACAUACUGAGUAUUACACCUGAUUACCUCCUGUGUCGCAGUCACUGUAUGGCUAAGGAUGUUGGAGGAAGGCUCACUGUCAGGCAUGUCAUCUGGAGCAUCAACUCCUGAGCCUCAGGAACCAUUCACACCAAAGUACAGUGUUCGCUUGAGUGACCGUGUCACGAAAGAUGGUGACAGUGUCAAAUUUACUCUUCAAGUUUCACAGAAUGGCUUUACAAUUCAUGUGCUGGAAAGAGAGUAUGAGGACUUUGAAUAUCUAGAUCACUGUGUGACAACAAGCCAACCCUUGCACGGUCUAAUCAUUCCACCUAUUCCACAACGGUCUGCAAUAGAUCCUUACAAUGCAGAAAUACAGUCGAAGAGAUUGAUGGGAAAAGGCUCUAAGACACUGAUAGCAGACGAGUUUCAUAAAGACUGCCACCAGCUACAAAAGUACCUCGAGUUGCUCUUAUCACAUCCUGUCCUAGGAAAAAAUGAAAAGUUGCAUGAUUUCUUGACAACCAAGGAUGCUCCUCCUAGGACAAAGGUCAAGAAGGGCUUAAUAAGCCGACUGUCUGAUAGCCUUGAGUCUCGGAAGUCAUCUUACCCUGACAGUGAAGAGUUCUUCCAAAGGGAACGUGAUUGGGUUGCUAAAUAUCAACCAGCAGUUGCCAAUGCCAGUGAUGCCUUUAACAAGAUAAUCUAUGCUCAGCUUAGGAUAGGUCACCAGCUGGAACAAAUGGUCACAGCCCUAAAACUAAGUAGCUGCCCUAAUGAUGUGGUCCAUAACAAACAGUUCAACAUAAUAAAUAUUCUCUUCCUUGAGUGUAUGGAUAGCAUAAAGAGUGAAAUUGAGGAUAAGGCUAGCAAGGAAGACAUUAUGCUGGGCACAGUGCAAACACUAUGGCUUCGCUACAUCCAGGCAGAAAGUGCCAUGCUCCUAGAUCGUACCUGUUUGAUGGUGGACUAUCAGUCUUGCAAUCGUGCACUGGAUAAGGCUAAACCUAAUAGGAAGGAAGCGGCUGAAAAGGCAAAGAAGGAGGCAGAAGCUGCUUUUGAGGAGUGUAGCGAUGCUGCUCGACAGGAAAUCAAACACUUUCAGCGACAACGUGUGACAGAAAUGCAAGGGAGUGUGGAACGCUAUGCUGCCUAUCAACUAACCUCUGCUAGAACUACACUCAGUAUACUCUCACAAGCAAUCAGUCAAAUCAAAGCUAUCAACUUAUAGAUCUGAGGUGGCUUCCAGCUGGCAAAACUUUGGCACUACAAAGAUUAAACCAAGUAAACCAUUGAAUACUACUACUACUACUAAUGGUGCUGCUGCUGCUGCUUAUUCUUGUUAUGACUACUACUACCACCAGCAGUAUUACCACUCAAUGUGCUGGCAAGAAUCAGGACCUACCUAGUAUGCACCUGUAAUGCUUUCCUAAAAUUUACCUAUUUUCCUAAAACCUGACUAUGUUCUUCCUGCCUAUGAAGUGUACUGCGACCAAGUAUAAUUUGUUAGAUUUGAAAAAGCAUGCUGCUUUUGUGUCUUCAUCAACUGCAACUUGUUAUAAAAGAUUGAAAGAGCCUAUUUUUUCUAAAUAUAACUACAAAAAGAAAACUGAAAUCAAAGGAAAACCUGCAAUAUUAUGGUGUAUUGAAGGAGAUGAAAAAAAAUGAUCACUCAUCAGCAACAGUAAAUGCACAUAGCAUUAUUUAUGGUCUUCAAUUUAUUUAUGUCAAGGUAGGAUUGUUUCAUUUUUUUCAGUCUCUGACACUGUGUAUACUACUUUCUUAGGAUAAUGGCUGUGUUUCAAGGUGUUUUAUUACUUGACACAAGUAGAGAUGCAUAGUAUGUUAUAGCCCCAAUUACAAAAUUCACUAUAAAUUGAUUCAAAUAAUUUUUUUUUGUCUGUAUUCUAACACUAUGUAGAAGAAAAUCUUAUGAUAUUACAAUUGCUUCAAGUUGUGAUAUUCCUUAAAACAUGGCACAUUGUUUAACUACAGUAUUUUCAUUAUCCUAGGUUAAAUCCUGCCAGUUCCACACCCAGCUUUCUGGCAGUGAAGCUGGUGAUGAGAUAACAGAUCCUGGUUGCAUUUUUUUACACAUUCUACUGAGACAGUGUUGCCCAUGAUGCAUACAUGAACCCACCUGGUCUUAGAUUUUUGUCCCAGGUUUGAAGUAGUAAGCAGCUAAACAGUUGAGCCAAGACCUAAAAUGAUGGCAGGUUGCGUAUUUGAAAGGAUGAAAAUUACACGUACCAGUAUGCCAUACACAAUUUGGUCCACUGAGUACAGUGGACCCCCGGUUAACGAACUUUUUUCAUUCCAGUAGUAUGUUCAGGUGCCAGUACUGACCGAAUUUUUUCCCAUAAGGAAUAUUGUGAAGUAGAUUAGUCCAUUUCAGACCCCCAAACAUACACGUACAAACGCACUUACAUAAAUACACUUACAUAAUUGGUCGCAUUCGGAGGUAAUCGUUAUGCGGGGGUCCACUGUACUAAGACGUCAUCCACAUUUAAAAAGUGUUUAACAAGUGUACAAAUGAUAUAGUAAUGAUCUUGAAAGCAAAUAUAAUUUUUUGCUGAAUAUUGAAGGAGAGAAUUUGUAAUAGGUUCAAGCUAACAAAUUUUAUCAUUAACUCUUGGAUUCACUGGAAGAUGAACUAAUUGCAGAUGUAGGGUACACUGAUUUUGCAAAAUCUUUCAACAAGUGCUACCAUGGUGUAAUAGCACACAAAAUGAGUGCAAAAGAAAUAACUGGAUUAAGUGGGUAAAUGGAUAAUUAAUUUCUUAACAAAUUGAGCCCAGACAGUAAUAGUAAACAGUGACAUCAGAGGCUGUUACAGUAAGCUUUGUUCCUCAAAGCACAGUACUUGCCCCUCUUCUGUUUCUCAUUCUUACAUCUUAUAGACAAGGACAAUUCAUAGUACCAUAUCCUUUGCAGAAGAUACUAGAAUUUAGAAGAGUGGCAUCCAUUGAGGAUAGUGAACCUUCAAGCAGAUAUAAACAAAGUCUUUUGGUGGGCCACAGAUAGUGUGGUAUUCAGUGAAGACUAAUUUUAGUUGCUUCACUGUGGAAGAAUUGAGGAAAUAAAGGCUGAAAUGGAGUACAAGUCAAACUAGAAUCAUUCAUUAGAGCACAAGUUCACCAUGAGAGACUUGGGAGUGCCAGUGUCAGUGUCAAGAAUCACAACAAUGUUACUGUAGCAACUGCAAGGAAAAUAAUAGCGUGAAUAAGAAGAGAUACCUACCCAGUGAUAAUUCUUUUCAAGUCACAUGUUCUUUUUAGGUUUGAAUAUUGCUGCAUAUAUUAACAGGAGAGCGUGCAGAGCUGGAGAACGUACGGAGAACCUUCACUACCCUUAUAAAUUUAAGUCAGUCAUGUGAGUUACUGAAACCAUUUGAAGUCCUCUUCCUCUUGGAACAUAAGCAAGAAAGAUACAUCAUAAUUUACACCUGGAAAACCUGAAGGGUCUGGUCCCAAACCUGAAUGGUGAAAUUACUCCUUAUGAAAGUAAGAGACUUGGCAAAAUACCUCUAAUUAAGAACAGACACAAUGAGAGAGAACACAGUAGGUGUAAGGAGCCCUAAACUCAACACCCCUCCCUUCUUAAGGGAAAGUAUCAACAAACCCCUUUGCCGUUUUCAAGAGGGAAUGUUAUAAAUUCCUCAAGUCAGUUCCUCAGCAGCUGGGUUGUGGUGCAAACAUUGGACUGAGUGUAGCAGGCACUGGAAGGCCUUCUCUGGGUCUGGGAUGUGGGGGCAGUAAUCCCUGAAAUUGUAUCGAGUGAUUUCUAGCAAUGUUGGCAUACUAACCCGAUGAGUAAUGUAAAAAACUAAAGUUUUAUAGUUUCACACUGAGUAUUGUGAUAUCCAGUAGAAUAUGUAUUACCAGAUAAGGGCUUGACCUUUCAAGGAACACAUUACGAAUGUAAUUUGCGAAUUAAUUAAUGUCUUGCACUUAAUCUCAAGAUUAUAUCAUGUUCCUUGAAAUUGCAAUGUGCAACUUUUAUACACUCGUAUUUCUUCAAAAAUGAUCAUAUUUAAAUAUUUGAAUAUUUACGGUAUAUUAAGAAGUAUUGGAGUAGGACAUUUUUCAGAAUACUGUAUACAGAAAUCAGGCUAAGUCACAGAAAUACAAAAUAUAGUAUGUAAGUCUAUAUUUAUUCUUUAAUUCACUUCCUUUGUUUUUAAUUAAGGUACAGUGACCCUUAAGAAUAAAUGCUGCUGUAAUAAAGUUGGUAAAUAACUUAGCUCUUUGUCUUCAUUUCGUGCUCGUGAACUUUAAUGAUAGUCGAUUGUUGACUUAGGAGACUAAGUUGGUUAGUAAAUUUGCACUUGUUUUGUAAAAGUAUAAUAAUAGAAAUGAAGAUUAUACAAGAAAAGUGACAUCACUUACCCAGGGAUAGGAAAUGUUUCAGAUUUCCUCCAAGUCAUCUUAUUCUUUCUUUCAACACACCGGCCGUAUCCCACCGAGGGGGGGGGGAAGCCAAAAGGAAAAACAAAAGUAUCUCCUUUUACAUUUAGUAAUAUAUACAGAGAAGGGGUUACUAGUCCCUUGCUCCUGGCAUUUUAGUCACCUCUUACAACAUGCAUGGCUUACUGAGGAAGAAUUCUGUUCCACUUCCCCCAUGGAGGUAAGAGGAAAUGAACAAGAACUAGAAAGAAAAUACGUAGAAGAAAACCCAGAGGGGUGUGUAUAUAUAUGCUUGUACAUGUAUGUGUAGUGUGACCUAAGUGUAAGUAGAAGUAGCAAGAUGUACCUGAAAUCUUGCAUGUGUAUGAGACAGAAAAAAAAAAAAGACACCAGCAAUCCUACCAUCGUGUAAAACAAUUACAGGCUUCCAUUUUACUCACUUGGCUGGAUGGUAGUACCUCCCUGGGCGGUUGCUGUCUACCAACCUACUACCUAGGAAGUCAUCUUUAUUAUGGAACAAUAAACAAGAGUGGCCCUCGAUUAUUUUGAGUUGAAAUCUAAUUGCUAAAGUUUAUAGACAACUGCUUUAGGUUAACUCAUCACAUGAAUCUUCUUAUGUCAUUAAUAGUUUUGAGUAAUACAUUUCCAUUUCCAGUGAGUUUAUCAUUUAUUCUAGCAACUAAAAAAAUUGUCUCAUUGUUGAUUGUUACUAGCCAUUCAUAAUUCAUUCCUUUUUUUACUGUAUUUCAUGUUAAAUAGACUUUGCAUUUCUUUAUAAAAAGGUAUGAAAUUUUCCAAAUUAAGUUAUUCAUUAUUGGAUACAGUACAGUACAGGUUUCCCUCAUUGUAUGUAGUUUCACUUGUACAAAUUCCCUUUUAUGCAGUCACCCCAUUUCUACCAAUAAUUAGCCAUGAGAUGUAAAUUCUCUUAUUCAUUCACCAGAGCCCAACCCCACUUGAUGCUUAACCAUGAUGUUUAUACAUCAUGAGCAUAGGCAGUCCAGUGACCAUACUUUAUAUGAAGUGCUAUGGUUAAUUCGAUUGAAGUGCCUUGCGCCAAGCUCUCACCCCUCCCCCUAGAAAAAGAAGACACCUGGCCAGAUAAUGUUGUGUUGCUCCUAUACAAAUUUAGGAGUAGAGGGGGAGAGGGAGCAUAGGAGGGAAAUAUAUCUUCAUAGGUUAAUCAUAUGUGCACUUCAGUCCAGAAAAAAAGACAAGCAGGUUGGGUGGCAGUGGAGGCAUUAUCGUUGUAUUAUAGGUUAAAUUUGUUCUCAUCUCUCUUGUUUUUUGAUGAAUUUCAUUUAUUUUGGGUAUAUGGGUAAACUGUCAUAUCUGAGUACCUCUGCAAAGACAGUGAUUGUGUGAAUGAUGGUGAAAAUGUUGAAUAAUUGUGAGUGUUUCUCUUUUUUUUGGGUCACCCUGCCUCAGUGGGAGGCAGCCAGUGUUAAAAAAAAAAUGGCUUUUUAGUGUAUCUAUCUGGUAUGCUCAUAAAAAUAAACUAAGAAAUGUGGAAUUUUCAUUCCUGAUUUUGUACUCUAUAGAGAUUAUAAUUGAAUUUUAGAUUUUAUUCAUUUUAGUUAUUUUUCAACCAAGUUCAUUUUUUUUAUGACCAUUUAGAGCAUGUGUGGUAAGCUUUUCUUUUUGUAUUAGUUUUAUUUAAAUACAGUGGAACCUCAAAAAUCGAACUGCUCCCAACACAACCAAUUAUGUAAGCGUAUUUUUGUAAGUGCUUUUAUAAGUGUAUUUUUAAGGGUCUGAAAUGGACUAAUCUAAUUUACAUUAUUCCUGAUGGGAAUAAAUUCAUUCGGUAAAGGCACUCGAACAGACUUCUGAACCGAAGAAAGUUCGAUAUUUGAGGUUCCACUGUAUAGGAAUAGUCAAGAAAUGUUGAAUUUGCAGUCUCAGAAUGAGUCCCUUUUUUUUUUUUUAUGUUAUACUGGGCUCACUUGAUGCACCACUGGUCAGGAAUGCAUCUGUCAUAUAAAGCGAGGGAUGCUUGUACAUUUUUUUUUAUUUGAAGGGUUAUUCCCCUGUUUUAGUUAGACUAUUAAAAAUAAAAUUCUGAUGCACAUAAAUCAUACCUUAAAGAUUAAUUAGUUCAUUUUAUAAGGGAAAAACCACAUUCCAGUAUAGAAAGUAAACUAUAUAAAGUACGUAAUAAUUAGUUACUUUGAUGAUGUAUAUUUUGUCUACAUGCAAAUUUACUGUUUUAGAGUUGUAACAUUUACCAAAAUAUUGUUUAUACAUACAGUAUUUUGUUUGAAGUCUAUUAGCUUGCUUUUUAUAUCAUUUAUUACAGUCAGUUGGCCAUUAGUGAUGCUUAGCAUACAUUCCCAGGUGAGUGAUAAAUGUAUUCGCAUGCUGGCACCUGAGAUGCUGCCUGCUGUGCCAAGUGUUCACCUCAAAUUUUGAACGUUAGAAUAAGCUACUGCCCCCUAUAAUAGCUUUUAUUGGUUUAGUUGUGCUUCAGGGGUUGAAUUACAAAAUUCUCUGCUGUUGCCCUUUGAGCAAAUUUUGUCAUCAAUGCCUUGUUCAUGAAAUGUUUUGAUUUCUUUAUGUAAAUUUACCUCUGCCAUAAUAUUAGACCAUCUUAAAAAUGAUACUCACGAAUAUUUCUCAUAUUUGUAGGAUUUUGUAAACUGUGAAUGUAAAGCCUAGAGGUGUUAGUCACCACCAUUCUCUUUUAAGAUUCAGUAAUACGCUGGCCAUCAGCCAUUAUUUGACAAGUGCUGGCUGCUGACUCACCACUUCUUUACAUUAUAGUAAUCAGCCAUUUAUAUUGACCUCCAGUUGGUGAAAGAUAAUUACAUACUGCCUUUCAAGACACUUGCCUUAUAUCCUGAUUGACAAGGGAUAAAACAGAUCUUUGCUUCUUUACUAUAUACUUUUUAUGUUUAGAAGCUUUUUCUAUUGUAGUUCUGAUACAUAUUUUGUGAAAUUAGCAAAAGCUGUUUGUUUAGGCAUAAUAAAAACAGCACCAGUACUUAUGCCAACAUGCCUAAUACAUUCCAUAACUAGUUUUAUGCAUAAUUAAUUUUGUACGAGUUGUAGCCAAAAUACUGUAGGCAGCUACAAAAUAAUAACACAUUUUUAUUGGCUUAAAGCUCAAGCUGUUAUUCAUUCCAAAUAUAUGGCAUGCAUGUACAAACUAAGUUCCUAUUAUUUAAAUACAUAUUCUUUGUGCAGGUUAAUGAAUACAUCAAAUUUUUUGACUCAGCCAUUGUAACUCUUGUAACUGUGAUUUUUGCAUAAGUCUUAUACUUUAUAAAUUGCACUAGCAAUUUAAUGCAGUGUUUUCAAUAGACUUCCACAUUGCCUCAAUACUUCAGUAAAAUUGAUGCUUCUGUAAUUCAUCUGGGAUUAAUUUUAGCCUUAUUUAUAAUAUCCAAGUGUUAAGCAAUGAGAGUUCUUGGAAAUUAAAUAAAAUGAAUUACAGUGGCAUAACUUUUCUUUUAUAAUAUUUGUAUAUUCAUUUUUGCAGUACUAAAGUGAAGCAAUAUGCUAGUAGAAGAUAAAGGAGAUUCUUUAAUCGAGGCUUGGUCACCCUGAUAAUGUGACCAACGGUGCUUGGUCGAUACAGAAGCCAGGGUUUAAAGUACAGUACAGUAUUGGGCAAUAUGCUAUUGAGUUCUAAACAAUGAAAGAUCAUUGUAACAGAAUUUAAUUAUGUGCUCUCAAAAGAGAACUGAUCAAUAACAUUGCAUAUAGUUUCUAAUUUAUAUUAAAAAUAAUUUUGUGUUGCUUGCAGUUGAUUUUGCUGGAAUUGUCGGAAUUGUUAUUUUAAAUUUAUAUCCUUGAAGUUCAAUUAUGUUUUUAUGCCUGAUCAUACACAGUGGUACUGUACAGUAUUUAUUACAAUAUGCAAUAUUGCAUAUGACUUUCAUAGCUUUGAUAUAUCUAACUGGUGAGAGGAAUGCAUUAUGUUUUUUAUAUUAUUUUUGUGAUUUUGGAAUCAUUUCCAAGAACUCAAAAUAACAAUACAGUGAAAAGUGGAUGCAUGCAGGGGCAUUACUAAUUUUAUAAUGUGUAAUUUCUUUUAAAUUUAGCAUUAGGUCAACUUGUAUAGUUCAUUUCAUCAGCAAAUUUUAUCCACGUCACAUUGAUUUCUUUUUUUUAGUUUGGAAAGAUGUAGCAGUGGCCAAAAGAAUAGUGAAAUGUAAUCCAAAGAGACAGCAUCAAAAAACAUUAAUUCCUAUACAAUAAUUUUGACAUUUAUUCACUGUUGAAAGUGGAAGUAUUGUAAGUUUGUAUCAAAGUGUUAAUAAUGCUUCUGAUUUGUAAUAAAUUAUAAUACAUAUAUAUAU